AUGAAGUCAAGCUUCGCAACUUUGAUUCUUGCAGGUGUACCGGUGGCAUUUGCCCAGGUCAAAAAUGCAGCAUUCGGGUUUGCUGCAGGAACGACGGGUGGAGGGACGGCGACACCAGUCUACCCAACAACCACGGCUCAGCUUGUCUCCUACUUGACUGACAGCUCGCCACGGGUGAUCAUGCUUGACCGGACGUUUGAUUUCCUGCAAACGGAAGGCAGCACCACUGCUCAAUGCUGCAGCGACAACAGAACUACCAAAUGUCCCGGAGGUACCUCAGCUGGACAGCUGUGGAUCGGUGACACUUGUGACUCAGGAACCUGGCAGACAUGUACAUACUGGAAUGCACCCAGGAAACCAAUUGAUGUCAAGAGCAACAAGUCCAUUGUCGGCGUGGGGAGCAAGGGAGUGAUUCGGGGUAAAGGAUUGCGCUUUUCAGGGGGAGUCAGCAAUAUCAUCGUUCAAAAUAUCCACUUCACGGAACUAAACCCUCAAUUCGUCUGGGGAGGAGAUGCUCUCACCCUAGAUAAUACUGACAGGAUCUGGAUUGACCAUAACAAGAUAUCCUUGGUUGGCCGACAGAUGAUCGUUUCAGGCUGGGGUAAAGCUGGCCGAGUAACCAUCUCAGAUAAUGAGUUCGAUGGCAGAACUACGUGGUCAGCCGGUUGCAAUGGCAAGCAUUACUGGGCUGCUCUACUUAUUGGCAAGGAGGACUACAUCACCCUUGCAGGAAACUAUCUUCAUGAUCUCUCCGGUCGUGCACCUCAUCUCGGCACGGAUAACGCUGCUAGCGUUGUUCAUGCCGUCAACAACUACUUCAAGAACAUUGGGGGCCAUGCAUUCGAUAUCGAAAAGAACACUUGGGCUCUCCUCGAGGGUAACUACUUCGAGAACGUCGACACGACCCUUACUCCCAACACUUAUACUUCAGGCGGCCAAACUUACUUCAUCCAAACUGUGGCCGAUGCAAGCAAUGCGCAAAGCGCACUCGGAUAUAUUCCAGAAUGGAACCGACUUGCUGGAACGUCGAAGGCAAUGAACCCAAUUACCAGCUCGCAGACACUGAGUAAGUUCAGUCAAUACAAGAGUCAGAUCACGUGGAGUCACUGGAAAGUUGAAAAUGUCCCGACCAACGUCCUGAAUAACGCCGGAGUUGGAAAGGUAUAG
Aaosphaeria arxii CBS 175.79 is the source of this 1167-nucleotide messenger RNA. RefSeq names its product polysaccharide lyase family 1 protein. Gene Ontology annotation, molecular function: pectate lyase activity. Bases 1 to 1167 code for a protein of 388 amino acids. The transcript is spliced from 4 exons. NCBI's taxonomy places the organism in Eukaryota, Fungi, Ascomycota, Dothideomycetes, Pleosporales. The record is from RefSeq and is a predicted model, not a curated record.